Aspergillus vadensis CBS 113365 is the source of this 960-nucleotide messenger RNA. RefSeq lists its product as uncharacterized. Lineage: Eukaryota; Fungi; Ascomycota; Eurotiomycetes; Eurotiales; Aspergillaceae. The record is from RefSeq and is a predicted model, not a curated record. The transcript has a single exon. Bases 122 to 625 code for a protein of 167 amino acids.
ACUUCAUCAAAAGCCUUAGUCCAGGCCGUCCGUAUAACAGUCCCUUGUCAGUGUCAUAGGCUGUUCGCAAAUACUCAUUCAAUGAUUUCUCGCGCGCUUUUGGAGGGUCAGCUCGUACCGGAUGCUCAUGAGCCUCAUAUUCAAACUCAGGAGGUGCAAUCGAGGACGCAAUUGUGGCAUAAUUUGGCACCGCAGCGACAGCUAUUGCCCCCCACAACCCAUAAAAAAGGCAAAAAAAAAAAAAAAAGAAAAAAAAGCAAAAAGGAAAGGAAAAGAAAGCAUGAGUCUGGCAAAUCUGGCAAUCUGUCAACACCCUUCCUGUUCAAAUCUCGCCAUCCUGGCAUCUCGGUGCUUAUAUGAAGUGCUCGAGGCGUCCAAGUGGAAUAUGUCAAUGAUCCUGUCUAUCAUUCUUUCUAGCUUGUCAGCAGCUGCUUUCCCUAGUGUGAAACACGUCUCUUGGAUGAAUGCUAACAUGCUCUGGACACUUAGGCUUCUUGGUGGCAUUUAUUCCCUCGAGGAGAUGGUCUCUCUCCACUUGAGCCAUGGGAACAAACUCUAUCGCAUGCCCCAACUCCUUGUUUUCAGCACCGAAAAUACCACCAUCUGGUCACUGUCCUCCCCCUAGCCGUACGUUUUUGGGAUAUUCCACACGCUUGUCACGAUCCCAGUCUAGCCAACCAGGUCUCCACGAUGAUGCUCAAUUGAAUAGUGGAGGAACAGAAGAUGAGCAUCUGUCCUCUAUAUCCUAUUUGAUCGAGUGGCAGGUGACCCUUAAUAACCGGGUCGUAGCAAAAGAUACAGAACAACACCUGGUUUCCAGGCCCAGUUCGUAUUGGCAGAAGAUUAAGCAGAAGGCUGAAAGUGUGCUACAUGGGGAAAUAGUCCGUCACGACGAGUGAGUUAGACGAUACUACAGUAUCCGUAAAUGAAUGUUCAUAGCGGGAUCUUCCUAAGCGUUUU